GCGGGGCUUGUGCGUCAGGGGGCUGGGUUAACACGCAGCCUCACGUCUUCUGGAGUGUUUCCAUCGUUUCGUCCUCUCGUCCCUCGACCACAUGCUGCAGGAGACCGGUCUGUCCGCACGUUAUGAGACAUAUGUGAAACAUGAGGAGGGAAAUUGCAGCUGUAGUAUUCUUCCUGAAGAGGCUCGUGAAAAAGGGAGGGAAGCUGGAGUCUCACAAAGUCGAGCUCUUUGUCGAGCGGCUGGCUGUUGCGCUGCAGGAGAAGUUCAAGGGGCACUGGUACCCUGAAAACCCCAGCAAAGGACAUGCAUACAGGUGCAUCCGAAUCAACAGGCUCCAGAGGCAGGAUCCAGAGCUCCUUCGGGCAUGUCGGGAGAGUGGGGCUCAAUACGGUGACCUGGGACUGCCCCGUGAACUCACAUUGUGGGUGGACCCUGGAGAGGUCUGUUGCAGAUACGGAGAACAAAAUCCUUUCUUCUCAGUGGCCAAUUUCCCUAGUGAUGGAGAAGAGGACAAAGAUGUUGCAAAGAAGGUGACCAGCGCUUUGGAGAGGGUGACAUCAGACUAUCACUCAGGUUCAUCUUCCGACGAAGAGAGCACACGCACCUCCCCCCUUACUAUUGACUACAGCCACCGUGCUUACCAGGGAAUAAACCCAACUGCUCCUGCAUGGCAUCCCAGAAAAAUGGGACCUGGGAAAAGUCUCAUCCUUCCUCACCAUGGUUUCCCGCUUCGCAGCAGAGCCCCCCACACUUCAAGACAUAAACUGUGGGUUCCCCCCAGCUACAGCGCAGGACCUGGAUACUGGGAAACAAACCUGUCACACCCUUACAUUUAGGAAUAAUAGUGCAUAUUGUUCACACUGGACAUCAAUGCUGAAGAUGACUGACCAAUUUUUUAAAACAUGAAUUUUUACAGUGUAAAUGUUGAUAAUUUUGACCUUUUUUGCACUUUAGACCAUUUGUUAAAGUUUGAAUAAAUCACUUGUAUUAAAUUGGAUAUUGAAAUAGGAAAACUACACAUGUAAUGUAUUUUUACAAUGGGAGACGUUCUUGUAUGCCACUUACUGCGGUCCUUUGUGAUAUGUUUUAUUUAUUCAUAGUGUAGAAUUCUCAGAUGUAUAGGCUUAAAUUUAUGAAGUUUUAUUAAACACAAUUUCCAAGCA
Paralichthys olivaceus (Japanese flounder) is the source of this 1163-nucleotide messenger RNA. It is a transcript of the gene btg3, whose product is annotated as B-cell translocation gene 3. The record is from RefSeq and is a predicted model, not a curated record. Gene Ontology annotation, biological process: negative regulation of cell population proliferation; negative regulation of mitotic cell cycle. NCBI's taxonomy places the organism in Eukaryota, Metazoa, Chordata, Actinopteri, Pleuronectiformes, Paralichthyidae. Gene Ontology annotation, cellular component: cytoplasm; nucleus.